Messenger RNA from Anopheles darlingi, 2388 nucleotides. Its product is annotated as O-acyltransferase WSD-like. The record is from RefSeq and is a predicted model, not a curated record. Lineage: Eukaryota; Metazoa; Arthropoda; Insecta; Diptera; Culicidae. The transcript has 4 exons. The coding region runs from base 408 to 2363 and encodes 651 amino acids. Gene Ontology annotation, molecular function: diacylglycerol O-acyltransferase activity; long-chain-alcohol O-fatty-acyltransferase activity. Gene Ontology annotation, cellular component: plasma membrane. Gene Ontology annotation, biological process: triglyceride biosynthetic process.
UCCCUGCAGUGCAUCACUUACAAAAGACGAUUUGCGCAUAAGAAAGGAAGCAGUGGUGGGAUACGAUGAGCUAUUUCCAAAGCAAUAAUUUAAUAUACGCUCUAUGUAUGCUAAGCAAAUAGCACCAAGUUUUUGCUCUUACAGGUAUGCAUAAUUCUAUAAAACGACUGUUCAACAUUUGUCUUCGCUUACUAUUGCCAUAGCGAAUGCACUGAUAACGACUUCGCUAGCGCAUUGCUGUCUCAGUAGCUCGUGUUGAUCAAUCUACUGAAUGUUUUAAAGCAGUUUCGUGGGUGAACUUUGAGUUUUACAACUGGUUAACGUGCGGUGCCUAUGUGUGUGGUGGUGAUUUGAAUAAAGAUUUUCAGUGAUUGGCCGUAGAUAAUACGUGGAUAUUUGAUGACAGAAUGAGCAUCGAAACAGAUUCAUUCUUUGAUUGGGCCAACAAAAAUGGUGCUUCUAUAUGGAAGGCCAUCGCACAUAAUUUCAGUAAUCCAGAUGUGUUCGGUCCCAAUGGACCUGUGCCACAGACACGGGCGUACAGUACCGUUCAGGAAAAUCGAAUCGAUCUACUUCUCUCCCCCCUUCAGCUUGGCUUCAUAUCUGGAUUGAUUUUGUUUAUGUUUCUAAGGCAUAAAAUAGGCCGUUGGAGAGAAGAGUAUAAUCAUUUGAAAUUUAGUAGUGCAACCACGAAUAUUCGCCGAAUAGUUUAUACUUUGCUCACGUUCCUGGAGUUCUUGUUGUUAUCUCCAGUUUUACUUGUCGUAGUACUGUUUUUUAAAUCAUAUCGCAAUGGAGUAGGGUUUGUGCUUCGACAGCGACAUGGUAAACAUUUCAAGGGUUUACUCGAUGGAGCAGACGUUGUAUGGGCAAUAGAAGAUCAAAACUCUCGUGGAAUGAUUAAUAUACUGGCAUACGUUGAACAACCGCUCCUGGAUCGUGACACUGCAAUUAGUGCGGACAUUUUACUUACUCUACGUAAACGCAUUUCUUCACGGCUUAUGCGACAAUAUCCGCCUCAUCCAAAAAUGUUCUGGAAACGAUGUGUGGAACUGGGCUACUAUUUUUGGACCGACCAAUCUCAGCUCAGCAUCGAAGAUUAUAUACGAUAUCUGGAUCUUAUCCCGUUGAAUGGCGAUAAAUCUUAUUUAAAGGAAUCACAAUUAAGGACACUUCUAAGCACUAUCAACAAUCGCAACCUACCGGCUAACCACUCUUCCUCCUGGGAAGUGCUCGUUGGACGACAGCCACAACUGAAUAAGUGUAAUCAAAUGCUCCAAUAUCCCAUCAUUUUCCGUGUUCAUCAUUCGUUGGGCGAUGGUGUAGCACUAAUGCGUUUACUCUUGGAGUCUAUUGCCGAUAAGGAAGUGCCGACGCGCUGGAAACAUUUAUCUAAACUAAAGUUGCUCAACAUCAACUAUAUUCUCAAACGAACAACGAGUGUUUAUAGAAUAUUCCGUCCAAAAAUGUACUUGACUGGAUUGGUCAAAAGAUUUCCAUCCCUAUCCGAUAUGUUUAAUCAAAUGCAGCGUUUGAAACGUAUCAUAUUAACCAUUUAUACUGCACCAGCCUUUUUUGUCGACGUUUCAAGACGACAAGCAGACAAUAAUUGCAUUCAUUCGUCAAAAAUGGUAGAUGAAAAAGUAGUCAGCUGGAUACAUGAACAAAACAUUCAGACUAACAACGAGACAGCGAUGGUUGAUAUUAUAAAGCGCACCAAACGGCUUUUACCUGGUACAAGAUUCUCCGACGUAUUUCUGACGGCCUUGUCUGCUAGUCUGGAGCAGUACUUCAGCACACGAAAUGAACAUCCUCCCAAAAGCAUCACAGUAGUUUUACCUGCAAGAAUUGAACAAGAACCUACUCAAUUGAAAUUGCAAAAUCGUUUCUCAGUAGCCUUGCAAACACUACCUAUCGAAUGUGGUAUCGAUUUACAAGAUGCAUUUCGGCACAGAAAUCUCCGCAACCGAAUACUUGCCGUAAAGCGAUAUUCAGACAUUUUGCGAUCGUCGUCCGACUAUAUGAUAAAUUACUGGAUUAUUUCAAAAAUGACGUGCCUCUUCCCUGAAGCCAUACUGCGGAAGAUUCUUAAAAGCGCACACAGUACACUGGCAAUCUCUAACCUACCAGGACCACAGCAGCUACCACGGAUAAACGGACGAGAAUUGAAAAACCUGAGUUUCUUCAUCCCAAAUUUGGGCACCACAGCCGUUGGGAUAACACUUCUUACUUAUGGGGGUAAAAUGCAGUUAGGCAUAUUGGCUGAUCGGGCCGUUAUACGAACUGAACACGAGGCACACAGUAUUCUGCAAGGUACGAUAAAUGAACUGAAAAAGAUGGGUGAUUUACUAGCAGGAAUGUAAUUGUACAAUGAUAUUACAGUUUGCU